GAAAAGUUAGCUCUUCGGCCUCAUCAGCUGUGGGCCAACCAAGACUUUACAACAAGCCUCGUUACAGAAAGAUGGUGGUUGGAAUCGGACUUGUUCUACUCCUGUCUGUCUCUGCAUAUGGGCAAGAGAACGUCCAAUACCAGGGCACACCCAUCCCGCUGUGCGACUACAACCGCAAUCUGAAGGUGAGUCUCCCGAACUGGGGGUGCCAACGCUUCAUCAGCUGUGACUCUGACGGUCUGGCGUUCGGCCCCCAGGACUGUGGACAGGGGACCUUGUUCGACUUCGAGAAGCAGUACUGUGACUUUCCAGGCAACUUCGUAUGUCCGGAAAACAACGCAACGUGUGCCACCCAAGCCGUCCAGGGCGACUGCACCAACUUCACCCUGUGCGUCAAUGGCCAGGAGUUCUCCUUCAGCUGCGGAGAGGACACCAUGUACUCCAACAGGCUUCACAUCUGUGAAUACCCAGGGAACCUGGGCGACGAGGAGAAGGACUAUUGUCGACUUUAAUCAGUUUUCACCAAGCCACGUUUCAAACUCCUUUUUUGCUCAUCUACAAUUUUGAAAAUACAUCAGUACCAUUUAUAACCUUUAAACAUAAUAAUUGUCCAAAACUGCUUCGUGGACACCACGUAAAGCUUCAUUCACAGAAGCGAUCUGACCUGCAACCUGUCGCAACAGCAUACGUUAAGCAAUAUGUUGUGUGACCAGCUCAUGUCUGCUCAAACGCAUGGUUAGUGUUCCUAUCCAGACACUGUCACUAACGUUUCUCUGUCCAAUAAACUCAUGACCUGAA
Molecule: messenger RNA, 798 nt
Organism: Haliotis rufescens (red abalone)
Lineage: Eukaryota; Metazoa; Mollusca; Gastropoda; Lepetellida; Haliotidae
Exons: 3
Coding region: 72-512 (146 amino acids)
Cellular component (GO): extracellular region
Molecular function (GO): chitin binding
Source: RefSeq, a predicted model, not a curated record